AUAGCCGUUCCCCCCCCCCCCCCCCCUCCGCUCAUCAGAGAUGAAAGCUGGUUUCGAUGGAGGCUGACCGGGGGGGGCGGAAGACCACGAUGGCGCGGGCAACGUAGCUUCAGCUAGGAACCCGAGGGUCGCGUUCAACCCUCCUCGAUACGCUCGCGCACACGUCACGAAGGAGGAACCGCACGACAUGCAGUCAUGAAGCGGGUUCGCACUGAGCAGAUCCAGUACGCGGUGGCUCAGUACCUGAAGCGGAGGCAGUAUGUGGACACCGACGGCUCUCUGAAGGGGGCCAAGCUCUUCCAGUCUGCGGAGGAGAUGGCUGCCAGUCUCACAGUGCAGACGGAGUCGGGGAGCACCAACAUCGUCUCUGCUGCGCCCUGCCAGUCUGACCCUCAGCAAUACGAGACCCAGUUCUCCAGGCUACGCUCCUUUCUGUCAGAAACGGACAUAUCCUGGGCGAAGGAAGUGAGCAGCGUCCUCUACCCGCUCUUCGUCUACCUCCACCUGGACCUGGUGCACUGCGGCCUGAAGGGGGCAGUGGACGGUUUCUACAGUCGUUUCCACGGCGCCUUUCUUCAGGACGGCGAGCAGCGCGCCACCAUAGAGCAGCUGCGCCAUGUUCUCACCGCGCAGGACGUUGCGGCCAACCCCAAGCUGAGUGCCUUCCUGGAGCACAAGUACGUGGUUCACCUGGCGGAACCGGCCUACGGCUACCUGCUGCGGUACCUGCAGAGUGAGGACAACAGCGCCCUCUGCAGGGCCCUGAGCACACACCUGCAGGUGGAGGUCACCGCCUCCAGGCGCACAGACUACCAGCUGUACGAAGCUGCCGCCGGGGGAACGACCGCCGCCCCGAACUCCGCCUCCUCCUGGGCGGGGGUGGACGGGGCGGAGGGCGGCGCGGUGGGGGUGGAGGUCCCCGCGGCGAUCCCUCAGAGCGAGGCGGCCCUGGAGACCCUGCAGGACUGCAUCAAGAAAGUCCGCGAGGGUCCCCCCACGCUCACCACGGUGUGCUUCUACGCCUUCCACCACACGGAGCAGACGCUGAACACCGCCGAGGUGUCGGCCGACAGUCGCCUGCUGGCCGCCGGCUUCGACAGCUCCACGGUGAAGCUGUGGAGCCUCCGAGCCAGAAAGCUGAAGGCCAGACCGCAUCCGGCUGACGUGUCGCUCAUCCACCUGGCCUGCGACGUGCUGGAGGAGGAAGCGGAGGAAGAAGACGACUCCGGCAGCGAGAUCAAGACGCUGCGAGGUCACAGCGGCCCGGUGUUUCGGACCGCCUUCCUGACGGACAGCACGGGCCUGCUCUCCUGCUCCGAGGACACGACCAUCCGCUACUGGGACCUGGGCAGCUUCACCAACACGGCGCUCUACCAGGGCCACGCCUACCCGGUGUGGGACGUGGACGUGAGCCCCUGCAGCCUCUACUUCGCCAGCGGCUCCCACGACCGGACGGCCCGCCUCUGGACGUUCUCGCGCACCUACCCGCUGCGGCUCUACGCCGGGCACCUCGCCGACGUCGACUGCGUCAAGUUCCACCCCAACUCCAACUACCUGGCCACCGGCUCCACGGACAAGACCGUCCGCCUGUGGAGCACCCAGCAGGGAGCGUCCGUCCGCCUCUUCACCGGCCACCGGGGCCCCGUGCUGUCGCUCGCCUUCUCGCCUAACGGGAAGUACUUGGCGUCCGCCGGCGAGGACCAGAGGGUGAAGCUGUGGGAUUUGGCGACGGGGACGCCGUUCAAGGACCUGCGUGGACACACGGACAGCGUCACCAGCCUGUCCUUCAGCCCGGACAGCAGCCUGGUGGCGUCGUCCUCUAUAGACAACUCGGUGCGGGUGUGGGACAUCCGGAACUCCCACGGCGGGACGCCGGCCGACGGCUCGUCCGGCGAGCUGGUGGGACUGUACACCGGGAACACCAGCAACGUGCUGAACGUCCAGUUCAUGGCCUGCAACCUGCUGCUGGUGACGGGAACCGCACAAGAGAAAGCCGAACAGUAGCCUCACGUGUCUUCUUCUUCUCUGGUUUCUGCGUUGAUGUUUUGGGAGGAAAAGCUUGAAAUGUCUCCGGAUGUCUGUUCGACUUUUGUUUGUCACCAAUGUGACCGCUGAGAGGUUAAAGGCCACCCGCUGCACAGCAGUCUUUUUGUUUUAGUCCGUGGCAUUUUAAAAGUCUCUCUUUUCCCUUUUCAUAACUUUCGAUAUUCAAUUUGAGAUGAUAAUUGGUCCCUUUGGUGUUUGUCUAAUUACCAACGCGCCCUCACUUAGAUGUCAGUAUUAAAUAAUUCCUUUAGUGUGAAGUUCCAGGUCCGGUGCCUUGGUGGUCCAAAAAAAAACUGUUUACUCUGCUGUCAUGCACAAGUUUUAUUAUCUAUCACAGCAGCAUGUGACUGUUUUUUUUUGAAAAAUAUUUUUCUUGUUGAAUAAAAAACCAAAUAUAUAUACAACAUUUUGAAAUUUGCAAAAAAUCCAUUUGACCCAAAACGUUGAUUUUUUUUUUUUUUUUUUUUUUACUGAACUGAGAAAAUGACAAAACAGGCAGUUGAAUUGGUGUUGUGUGUACUGACUGAGUAUUAUGGGAUGACAAGGUGGUCAGAAUAUUAGAAGUACCCUCUUCAGUACAGUGAGCCGCAGCUUUAAUCUCCAGGGUGUGUUUAGCCUAGCUUAGCACAAAUACUGGAAGCGGGGGAAAACUGCUAGCCCAGCAACAAAACUAUAUAUAUAUAUAUAUAUAUAUAUAUAUAUAUAUAUAUAUAUACACACACACACACACACUUUACAUACAGGUGUUGUGCAGGCUAAACAUGUGAGGAGCGCCUUGUAUCGACCUUUCGCCUCUAGUGCUGAUGGAAGAGAGUUUUACUACCAACAAAAGUCUUUAAUCUUUCGUUACUUUUGAGCGACAUAAACGUGCUUCAGGACAAACGUGUGAACGCAAAGCGGGCGUUCAAGAGCUUCGCCCAAAUAAAACUGUUAAACGUUUUCAAUUCGAACAGAAACGGUCUGAAAUAAACACGAUUGGUUGAACGCCG
Cyclopterus lumpus (lumpfish) is the source of this 3035-nucleotide messenger RNA. It is a transcript of the gene taf5l, whose product is annotated as TAF5-like RNA polymerase II, p300/CBP-associated factor (PCAF)-associated factor. Gene Ontology annotation, molecular function: transcription coactivator activity; protein binding. Bases 196 to 2004 code for a protein of 602 amino acids. The record is from RefSeq and is a predicted model, not a curated record. Gene Ontology annotation, cellular component: histone acetyltransferase complex; nuclear protein-containing complex. Lineage: Eukaryota; Metazoa; Chordata; Actinopteri; Perciformes; Cyclopteridae. The transcript is spliced from 5 exons. Gene Ontology annotation, biological process: regulation of DNA-templated transcription.